AUGGCGAGCGUGAACCAUGUUACCCAAAAAAUGUCUGAGAUGGACAUUGGUCAGGCCCCUACAAAACCCGGCUUUACUCGGGUAUCCCGGACAGACUUGAACACUUUUGGGUCAAGCGUUAGAGUGGCUCCACGAGUUCCUGCCAAGGUGAAGCCGGCGACCAAGACAGUGAAGCCAAUGGGCUCCUCAAGUUCCCUUACUACAAGCACUCAUUUAAGUGGGAAUCGACCCCCAUUAGCGAAGCUGCAACAGCAGUCUUCCACAGCUUCGCUGCACAAUGGCCCCACAUCCACCAAAAUGCCAGCGCCUUCCGCCUCAUCUCAGUCAGAUGUUGAUAUCGGUAGAUAUGAUGGAGGUUUUGAAAGGGACAAUGAACGAAGGGGGAGUACUGUGUCCGGUGAAGCUUCGGCGAUGCUCAACCUAGACUCUUCAACAAGCCAAUCACAUCCCACCCGCGUGUGGAGGCUAAAUUCCUUCGAAAUUGGUCGUCCGCUCGGGAAAGGCAAGUUCGGACGCGUCUACAUGGUGCGAACGAAGGAGCCUCCGAAAUUCAUUCUCGCCCUGAAGUGUCUGUACAAAUCCGAACUGGUAGAUGGCCGCGUCGAGAAGCAGACACGUCGUGAGAUCGAGAUUCAGAGGAAUCUACGGCAUCCGAACGUCUUGCGUCUUUAUGGGUUUUUCCAUGAUGAGAAGAGGAUUUUCUUGAUGUUGGAAUUCGCGGCAAAGGGAGAACUAUACAAGCAACUCGCGAAAUUUGGGAGUUUCUCAGAAAAGCGGAGCAGUCGGUAUAUUGCUCAGAUGACAGAUGCGUUGCAAUAUCUGCAUAGCAAGCAUGUCAUACACCGCGAUAUCAAACCUGAAAACCUUCUCCUCGGCCUUAAUGGAGAGCUGAAGAUAGGUGACUUCGGUUGGAGUGUUCACGCACCCGGUAAUCGUCGGACAACAUUAUGUGGUACUCUCGAUUACCUACCUCCCGAAAUGGUUGAAGGAAGACCUCACACUGAGAGAGUCGAUUACUGGGCGCUUGGCGUCCUCACUUACGAGUUUCUUGUUGGCAAUGCGCCCUUCGAGGCAGAUGGUGCUUCAGCUACAUAUCGACGGAUUGCCACGGUCGACCUGAAGAUGCCCAGUCGCAUCUCACCGGACGCUUGCGACCUUAUCCAACGUCUGCUGCGUAAAGAGCCCGAGGACCGACUUGCUCUCAGCGAAGUGGCCAAACACCCUUGGAUCAUGCGAUACCGGCGCUCCAGCAGUUCAUUGCAGGGAUGA
This is a messenger RNA of Cantharellus anzutake, 1269 nucleotides long. RefSeq lists its product as uncharacterized. Gene Ontology annotation, biological process: regulation of cytokinesis; mitotic spindle organization; protein phosphorylation. The transcript has 6 exons. Bases 1 to 1269 code for a protein of 422 amino acids. NCBI's taxonomy places the organism in Eukaryota, Fungi, Basidiomycota, Agaricomycetes, Cantharellales, Hydnaceae. Gene Ontology annotation, cellular component: spindle midzone; chromosome passenger complex; spindle pole centrosome. Gene Ontology annotation, molecular function: protein kinase activity; ATP binding. The record is from RefSeq and is a predicted model, not a curated record.